CUUCAUCUCCAUCAAUGAUCUGCAGUCAUAUCUGAUUCGGCAGCACUGGCAGGAAGCAUCAUCUCCAUCUCUCUCCAUUUCCUCUCCAAAAUGUUGCCUCGUCGGAGAAACAGCUCGCACUCUGUCAAAAGGCCCCGUCUGGGUGAGCGGACCAUGCUUGCCUGCAUUGGCUGCAAGCAGAAGAAGCUCAAAUGCGAUGGCCAAAGCCCACGAUGCCAAAACUGUUCGAGGAGCGGUCGGGAAUGUCUCGUUGAAGAUCCUGCCACUGGAUUAUACCGGCCCCGAGAUUACAUGCAAUCUCUCGAGGCCCGCGUGGCAUAUUUAGAAGGUCUUCUUCAAAAGACCCGACCCGACGUCGCCUUGGAUCACCUUGUCGAAUCUGAACAGAGCCCACGGGGAGAUAUCCAGCAGGCAUCCGCAUCUGGACUGCACAAUGCACCCCAAGAUGAUGCCCAAGGUGGCCCCUCCAUCGAAGUUGAGGAUCCUGCCGACCAGUUAUCCGCAGAUGUCGCCUUGUUAUGUCUGAGUGCAGCUGGCAAAGAACCUCACUACUUCGGCCCUUCUUCCGCCGUGUCAUUCUCGCGAAUCGUCAGUGCCGCCAUGAAAUUGCCCAGAAAGGUCGGAGGCUCUCAGAAUAGCGUGCUCAUGGCGGAGAAUGCAGCGUUCAGUUCUGCGCGGCUUUUCCCCAUCAGCUUUCCUUCGCCUGCUCUCGGAUCGACCCUGUCGCAGGCCUACUUCAACAAUCUCCAUCCUCAAUAUCCGUUCCUGCACCGGCCGACGUUCGAAUUCUGGGAGGAUUCUUGCAUGAAGGCGGAUGCGUCUGGCAAUCUCUAUAUCGCGGGUGACGUUGCCUUGUUUUUCGUUUGGAUGGUGUAUGCAAUCGCCUCUCUUGCACUCGGGCCUGCCCACUAUGACACAGCAGAAUCCUACUACUACAUGGCCCUUGAGCACCAACCAGCAGUCCUGGAGCUCGACAGCAUCGAGUCAAUACAAAGUCUCCUCUCCUGCGCCGUGUACUCCAUUAGGUCUCCGACUGGAGGCAGUCUCUGGAGAAUUUCUGGUGUCGCAAUCAGGUAUUGCGUUGAGCUGGGCUACCAUAGAAGCGUCAACAGGUAUCGCAAGCAGACAAAUCCCCUCGUGGCGGAAAUGUCAAAACGAUGUUUCUGGGUGGCCUACGACAUUGAUCGCGUUGCUUCAUUUAUCCUGGGUCGCCCUGUCGGCAUCCCGGAUGAUUGUAUCGAUGCCGAGAUGCCCUUGGACAUAGACGACGAAAACAUCAACACGCUCGGAUUACUCCAGGACCCACGCUCCUCAAAUAGCGAACCACCAACCCACAUGACUGGAGCGAUUCAUAUCAUCAAGCUCCGCCGCUUGUGGUCCAAGAUCGGCAACACCAUCUAUCCAACCAUCACCAACUCAUGUCAAGACGUUGCACAAAAGCCACUCAUCGACAAACUUGCGCAAGAGCUGGAAGAAUGGCAUGCCAACAUCCCUGUGCCGCCAGAUAUUUCUGGCACGGAUCCCCUUUCCGUCUUUGCAUCUCGGGAAUGGUUUAGGCUCGCUUAUGAUCAUUCCAUCUUGAUUCUGUACCGGUAUUGGAUUACUCACGUUCCACCGGCCGGCGAAGAACAUGAUGUCGAAGAAGCUCUGCAGAUUUGCUUUCAGAGAGCUCGGGACUUGUGCCUGCUUUACCGGAGGCUCUUCCAGAGUCAAUCAAUCCAGUUCACUUGGGGUUCUCUACAUAUCCUGUUUUUGGGCGGGCUGACUUAUCUCUAUUGCAUCUGGAAGUCUGCAAGCCUGCGACAAUCGGCCAGGAAAAUGGAGGUUAUCAAUACCUGCAUGGCAUGCAACACCGCUCUAGUCAUUAUUGCCGAGCGAUGGAGCAAUGCCGGAGCCUAUCGGGACAUAUUCGAGCUGCUCUCCGAGAGGACCAUCGGUUUGAUCUGUGGAGACGAAGGAAAGGCUCCGGAAAGGACUCACACCAGCAUUCCGACGUUGAACCAAGUCAUGACCAACUCUGAGCCUGCGCCUUUAGAGGAUUGGAUUGUGGGUCUGGGUGACAGUGGUUUCCCCAUGGAUUCCGAAUGGUUGGUUCAAGAACUACUGCAAGGCAUGAGGAAUACCCAGCCUGGUGAGCCAGGGUUUGAUAUGGAACAAUCAUCUUCAAUGAACAUUUGAUGAUCCAUUUCAUCCCACGGUUCGUCACGUUAGGUUAACAAACAUGUAUCAUAUUAGUAAUCUUGAAAAUGAGGCUUCACAAUCGAACUUCCCAGCCAGACUCCUUCGCACAUUGCUCCAAGCUCUCCAUUUGCGCCCUGAG
This is a messenger RNA of Ilyonectria robusta, 2320 nucleotides long. RefSeq names its product fungal-specific transcription factor domain-containing protein. The transcript is spliced from 6 exons. The record is from RefSeq and is a predicted model, not a curated record. Gene Ontology annotation, molecular function: sequence-specific DNA binding; DNA-binding transcription factor activity, RNA polymerase II-specific; zinc ion binding. The coding region runs from base 91 to 2178 and encodes 695 amino acids. Gene Ontology annotation, biological process: positive regulation of transcription by RNA polymerase II; DNA-templated transcription. Lineage: Eukaryota; Fungi; Ascomycota; Sordariomycetes; Hypocreales; Nectriaceae.